Messenger RNA from Hippocampus zosterae (dwarf seahorse), 4271 nucleotides. It is a transcript of the gene jak2a, whose product is annotated as Janus kinase 2a. Gene Ontology annotation, cellular component: cytosol; cytoskeleton; membrane. Gene Ontology annotation, molecular function: cytokine receptor binding; non-membrane spanning protein tyrosine kinase activity; ATP binding. NCBI's taxonomy places the organism in Eukaryota, Metazoa, Chordata, Actinopteri, Syngnathiformes, Syngnathidae. The transcript is spliced from 24 exons. The coding region runs from base 347 to 3718 and encodes 1123 amino acids. The record is from RefSeq and is a predicted model, not a curated record. Gene Ontology annotation, biological process: intracellular signal transduction; hemopoiesis; cell differentiation.
UUGGGCGGACUAUUGUUUACUCCCACUCGCGAGAGGGGAAAAGUCGAGGAGUGAGAGAGUUCCCGUGUUUUACUCCAAGCGAGAGGGUCCUGGGUCACUAUUGGUUCGCUUGACAGUUGACAGUUGGCCCCGGACGAGAGCAGUUAAAGGCUAUCGUUGUUGUGUUUCGGGACAAAGAUACGGCGCGGCUGCUGGACGGUCGGUGUUCGAAGCCAAGGCCGACGUGGGAGCCGUUAGCAGUGUGAGAAUUUUUAGCACAUUUGAGCAUUUUAGCAGCGUCGUGCAAGCGGCAUUGCUCCCGCCCACAACUCGACGACAACAAGACUGUGGAUGUUGGCGGUGGUGCAUGGCCUGUUUUCUGGCGAAAAACAUGAACCCGUCCACCACCUGUCCCAAAGCACAUCAUAAUGGUCUCCCACCUGACUGCACGGCACCUUCUGGACCUGAGCGGAAUAGCACAUGCCUCAGUGUCUACCUGUACUACGUGAGGAAGGGCGAUGGAGGAGAGGAGUGCGUGCUCACUUACCCGCCUGGCGAGUACGUCGCGGAGCAGCUCUGCAUCCUCGCGGCCAAAACUUGCGGUAUCGCGCCACUGUAUUUCAAUUUGUUCAGCCUGAUGAGAGAAAGCGACCAAGUGUGGUUCCCAGCUAAUCAUGUCUUCAAACUGCACCAGGAGGCCAGCGAGCGCCUGCACUUCAGAAUCAGGUACUACUUUCCCGGCUGGUAUAACAGUGGCAGUUCGUCAUAUGCUCACCGCUGCGGAAUUAACAAGGGCACGGAGAGCCCUGUGAUGGAUGAGUGCGUCAUGGCGUAUCAAUUUUUCCAGUGGCGCAGUGACUUCCUUAACGCUAAGGUUGUCAUCCCGAUGGGUCACGAAGCCCAGGAAGAGUGUCUGGGCUUGGCGGUUCUCGACAUGAUGCGUCUGGCCAAAGAAAGCGGUCAGUCUCCCGUGCGCAUCUACAACGACACCAGCUACAAAUCCUUCCUGCCGAGCUGCAUGCGAAGUCGCAUACAGGAGUACAACAUCCUGACGCGGAAGCGCAUCCGCUUCCGCUUCAAGCGCUUCAUCCAGCAGUUCACCGAAUUAAAGGCCACGGUGUGUAAACUUCGCCUCAAGUAUCUGAUGAGCUUGGAGAUAUUGCUUCCGUCGCUCUACUCGGAGCGCUUCCGCGUCACGGACCUGUCUGCGCACGAUGUUAGCAUCGUCGUCAUGGGCAACAAGGGCAUCCAGUGGUCAAAAGGGAAAACGGAGGGAGCAGAGGAGGAGCUGCAGACGUACUGCGAUUUCCAAGAGGUGAUAGACAUCAGCAUCAAGCAGGCCAAUAAGGAAGGCUCGGUGGAGAGUCGUGUCGUUACGCUCACGAGACAAGACCACCACAUCCUGGAGCUGGAGUUUCGCUCUCUCUCUGAGGCAUUGUCAUUUGUAUCGCUAGUGGACGGAUAUUACAGACUGGUUGCGGACGCCCAUCAUUUUCUUUGCAAGGAGGUGGCCCCCCCGAGGCUUCUGGAAGGCAUUCAGAAUCACUGUCACGGCCCCGUGUCGAUGGAGUUUACCAUCGCUAAGCUGCGUCGCUCCGGCAACCGCCAGGGCUUGUACAUGCUGCGCCGUAGCCCCAGAGACUACGAUAAAUUAUUUAUGUCCUUUGUGGUGGGGUAUGAUGCUAUGAUGGACUACAAGCACUGUCAGAUUCUGAGGGGCGAGUCGGGAAAUUACGUUCUGAACGGGGCCAAGAGAAGCUUCGACACCCUCGGGGAACUUCUCAACUGCUACCAAAAGGAGGCGCUUCGCACGGACGGACACACAUUCCAUCUGACCAAGUGCUGCCCGCCCAGCCCCAAACACAAAUCCAACCUGCUGGUGUGUCGAAAUAACCAAGGGCCGGAUGUUCUUCUGUCUCCCUCGCUUCAAAAAAGCAUCAGCCAGAUGGUUUUCCACAAGAUUCGAAAAGAGGACCUUGUCAUCAGUGAGAGUCUCGGCCAGGGUACGUUCACCAAGCUCUUCUCCGGCGUGAGGAAGGAGCUCGGAGACUACGGAGAGAUUCAUCAAAUCGAAGUGGUGAUCAAAAUCCUGGACAAGGCUCAUCGUAGUUACUCAGAGUCAUUCUUUGAAGCGGCCAGCAUGAUGAGCCAGCUCUCCCACAAGCACUUGCUCCUCAACUACGGCGUGUGCGUUUGCGGAGACGAGAACAUUAUGGUCCAGGAGUACGGUAAAUUUGGCUCUCUCGACACGUAUUUGAAAAAGAACAAAAGUAGCAUCAACAUCACUUGGAAGUUGGAGGUAGCCAAGCAGCUAGCCUGGGCCAUGCACUACCUGGAAGACAAGAACGUCGUCCACGGCAACGUGUGCGCCAAGAACGUUCUGGUGAUCCGAAAGGAGGACCGGAAGACGGGCAGCCUGCCGUUCAUCAAGCUGAGUGACCCCGGCAUCGGCACCACCGUGCUGCCCAAAGAAGUUCUGGUGGAGCGGAUCCCGUGGGUGCCGCCGGAGUGCAUUGAAAACCAGCAAAAUCUGAGUUUGGCCACUGAUAAGUGGGGCUUCGGCACCACCCUGUGGGAGAUCUGCAGCGGUGGAGAUAAACCACUCGGCACCCUCGACUGCUGCAAGAAGAUGAUGUUCUACGAGGACAGACACCAGCUGCCGGCUCCCAAAUGGACCGAGCUGGCCAAUCUGAUUAACAGCUGUAUGGACUACGAGCCUUCGCACCGACCCUCCUUCCGAGCGGUCAUCAGAGACCUGAACAGUCUCUUUACCCCAGACUACGAGCUGCUGGUGGAGAGCGACAUGGUGCCGGCCAAAACGCGAGGCCUCGGCUUCCCGUGGGCCUCGGAGUGUCAAGAGCCCGCUCAGUUUGAGGAGCGACACCUCAUCUUUCUCAAACAGUUGGGCAAAGGGAAUUUUGGCAGCGUGGAGAUGUGUCGGUACGACCCCCUGCAGGACAGCACGGGGGAGGUGGUGGCCGUCAAGAAACUCCAGCACAGCACGGCGGAGCACAUCCGGGAUUUCGAGCGCGAGAUCGAGAUCCUCAAGUCUCUCCAUCACGAGAACAUUGUCAAAUAUAAAGGCGUGUGCUACAGCGCAGGACGCAAGAACCUACGCCUGAUUAUGGAGUAUCUUCCCUAUGGCAGUUUGCGGGAUUAUCUGCUGAAAAACAAAGUCCACUUUGAUUUCAAGAAGCUGCUUCUUUAUGCGCUACAGAUCUGCAAGGGUAUGGACUACCUGGCCACAAGGCGUUACAUCCACCGAGACCUGGCCACCAGAAAUAUUCUGGUGGAGAGCGACACGAGGGUGAAGAUCGGUGACUUUGGUCUGACCAAAGUGCUCCCCCAGGACAAAGAGUACUACACCGUGAGGGAGCCCGGAGAAAGUCCCAUUUUUUGGUAUUCGCCAGAGUCACUUACGGAAAGCAAAUUUUCAGUGGCAUCGGACGUUUGGAGUUUUGGUGUGGUUCUGUAUGAACUUUUUACCUACUGUGACAAAGGCUACAGCCCACCUGCGGUGUUUAUGGAGCAAAUGGGAAAUGACAAACAAGGGCAGAUGAUCGUUUAUCAUUUGAUCGAUCUGCUGAAACAAGGCUAUCGCUUGCCCGUUCCUGAACAUUGCCCUAAGGAGAUGCACCGGAUGAUGACCGAGUGCUGGAGCGGCGACCCGGGACAGAGGCCCACUUUCCAAAUGUUGAUCCACAGCGUGGAGAUGGCACGAGACAACCUGGACACGUGAGGCGCAGUCAUUGGUCAAGUCUCGCUUUUGGUUGCUUUGAUGGCAAACAAACGAGUCCGAUCACGCCGGGCCGACCGCCGCUUUGAUGCAACUGCGUCGCCACAAGUGAUGUGAGGACUUCGGAAACACUACACCUGACUCCAAAGAACAUUCCUGAUUGCCUUUGAAUAUUGCUUUUUUCCCCCCUUAUUAUGUAUUUGAUUUUUAAUUUUUUUUAAAUUUGUUUUAUAAAAUAUUUUGAUAUUGAAUGCAUGUAUAUUGUCCCCGCCCCUUUUUUUUUUUUGUAUUUCCACCGACUGGGCUAAAACAUGAGUGACCAACAACAUGUCGUUAAAAACAAAGUAAUAUUAUCUGUUGAAUACAGUAUACAUUUUGAAAGUGUUUACAUUUCCAAAAAGUGUGAAGGCAUUUCACAGAAACCGUUUUGAUGACUCCUCAUCUUAAAUGUACCUUUACGUUGUUGUCAGUAUGUGGCAAAGAAAUGAAGAGAACAUUUUUUUGAAGGACUUUUUACUAUUCAAAUUGAAUAAAAGCCAUCCGUGGUAUUAUUAAA